Angiostrongylus costaricensis is the source of this 915-nucleotide messenger RNA. The record is from the annotation of a GenBank genome assembly. NCBI's taxonomy places the organism in Eukaryota, Metazoa, Nematoda, Chromadorea, Rhabditida, Metastrongylidae.
AUGUUUCUGGAUCGUCUACAUACUGCGCAGCCCAACAGCGCGUGCGUGAUGGAGUCCUUCGACGUUACCGCCCUUUAUACAAACGUGUCGAAUGACUCCGCAAUGCAAGCCAUAUUCGAACUCCUUACACAACACGAAGGAGAAAUAAACAUAUGGUCUGGAAAGUACUACGCUCAAAUAAGAGGGUUGGCAAUGGGGCAACGACUGGCUCCAAGCCUUGCCAUUGCAUUUAUGUCUAAGGUGGAAGCACCGGUGACUGAUCUCGGGCCGCUACUAUACUGUAGGACAUCUCGAUCGGAUCAGCAACAAACACGAAGUGUAUUCUCAUCAGCCAAAGCAGUGGAAAGGAGGAAGAAGAAAAUCCGAGCAACUGUAUCACCUCGUCCGGGUGGAAUAUGGCGCCGAGGAACGAUAAUUUUCGAAGGUGCAAAAUUAACAUCGGCUGCCACAAUGGCAACAACGACAACAAUGGCAGUUGCUUCUGUACCUGCUUCCGUAGCAGUUUUGGCAGAUAAAAAUAUUCGUCGUUUGAGGAAGCGGCCUGCGACGAAAGACCGUCAGUCUCAAACAAGAGUGAAGCUGGCAAUUUCGCCUGAACUUAGUGAGUCUACGUUGUCGUCACGACAACUUCGGGUGCCGCUGAUUAAGAAAGAUGGCAUUCCAAAACCUGUUGUUAUUCGACAAAAUCCUGAAAGCUACAAAGGACCCACAUUCAACUGCCGAAUUUUGAACGCCUAUAAUGAUGGUGUUGCUACGGAACAUCAUGAUCCGUCUUGCACGAUGGUCUUUCCAGGUCUCUCAAAGGAUGGAUCAUGCAGAUGUUAUUACAAGGUUUCAUCGAGAGAUGAGUAUGGCUGUGCUGUCGGAUUUCUUUACGCCUGCAAGCCACUAUGGAACAGAAGCGUUGUUGUAUAG